Odontomachus brunneus is the source of this 2067-nucleotide messenger RNA. It is a transcript of the gene Idh3a, whose product is annotated as probable isocitrate dehydrogenase [NAD] subunit alpha, mitochondrial. The record is from RefSeq and is a predicted model, not a curated record. Gene Ontology annotation, molecular function: isocitrate dehydrogenase (NAD+) activity; magnesium ion binding; NAD binding. Gene Ontology annotation, cellular component: mitochondrion. The transcript has 6 exons. Lineage: Eukaryota; Metazoa; Arthropoda; Insecta; Hymenoptera; Formicidae. Gene Ontology annotation, biological process: tricarboxylic acid cycle; isocitrate metabolic process. The coding region runs from base 205 to 1284 and encodes 359 amino acids.
AGCAGAAGACACCGCGUGUACGGGACCAAUCGCAAGGCGCGGUUGGCCGCUCUCCCUCCCCCCGAUCGUUUUCGGCUGCGUGCGUGCGUGUUCGCUCUCGCGCGCUCCUCCUGCCGUCGCUGCAACCACACAAAGCCCUUUAGAGUGAAUUGUGAGCGAGUGCGGAUCACAUUUUUCCUGUACGGCAUAUCAAUCAACGCAACAAUGGCAGCUCACUGGAUCCGCAGAGCAAUCCCCUUGAAGGUCACCGGUGUGCGACUUUACAGCAAUAAGGUGCACAAAUGCACCCUCAUCCCCGGAGAUGGCAUCGGACCCGAGAUCUCCGUAGCCGUGCAGAAGAUCUUUGAAGCUGCCAAGGUACCUAUAGAAUGGGAGUCUGUUGAUGUGACACCUGUAAAGGGUCCUGAUGGCAAGUUUGGUAUACCGCAAGCAGCCAUCGACUCUGUCAAUAGGAAUAAAAUUGGUCUGAAAGGCCCUUUGAUGACUCCCAUAGGAAAAGGACACAGAUCUCUGAAUCUUGCACUCAGAAAGGAAUUCAACUUGUACGCCAACGUACGGCCAUGCCUGUCAUUGGAGGGAUAUAAGACAUUGUAUGACAACGUAGACGUCGUCACUAUCCGGGAAAACACGGAGGGCGAGUACUCUGGUAUAGAGCAUGAAAUCGUGGAUGGUGUAGUGCAGUCUAUUAAGUUAAUUACUGAAGAGGCUUCUUCUAGAGUAGCGGAAUUCGCUUUCCAAUAUGCCAGAGACAAUAAUAGGAAAAAGGUAACUGCUGUACAUAAAGCAAAUAUCAUGAGGAUGUCGGACGGCCUGUUCUUGCGAUGUUGCCGAGAAGCCGCGCAGAAGUUCCCCAUGGUUAAAUUUGAGGAGAAAUACUUGGACACAGUUUGCCUAAAUAUGGUACAAGAUCCGAGCCAAUAUGAUGUGCUCGUAAUGCCUAACUUGUACGGUGAUAUUCUAUCGGAUAUGUGCGCUGGCCUAGUGGGCGGACUCGGUCUUACUCCUAGUGGAAACAUCGGUCUGAACGGGGCACUCUUCGAAUCUGUACAUGGCACGGCACCAGAUAUCGCUGGCCAGGAUAAGGCAAAUCCGACGGCGUUGUUAUUAUCAGCGGUGAUGAUGCUGAAGCACAUGGGUCUAACCAAUGAAGCUAAGAUCAUCGAAAAUGCCGCUUACGAUACCAUCAAGGAGGCGAAAUAUCUGACCGGCGAUCUAGGCGGAACUGCGAAGUGUAGCGAGUACACCAACGAGAUCUGCAAGAAGGUCGCUGCACAGUCGAAAUAAACAGAAGUGCCGUCGAUCUGAGAUGCCUGAACUGCCAAAUACUCGUAGAAUGUUGCGCCCUUGUUAAACGGGCCACUCUAUUUUCUACCAUCGUUGUACUGUGCGUCUCUGCUCGUGUUCGGGCUCGCGAUAGGUCGCGUACUUGAGUAUCCCGUCAUAUUGUUUGUCCACAUGUAGAGAUCAAUGCAGCGAUUCUUCUUGAAUCUCUAUGAUUCGAUCUGCAAACGUUUUUUUGGACGAUUUAUAAAAAGUAUUUAGGACUGUAUUUUACUUAUAUAUGCUAAAUUUCAAAAAAUUCAAAUAAGUCAUAGCGUGUUUUCAUCGAAAUAAAAAGAUGUACAUAUAUAAUUUAUUUCGCACAAUACGUAGAAUCGCAUGACAGAAUCUCGCUAAAGAAACUGUGAAUCAUUAGUAGAACAAACGUUGCGCGGGCAAGAGAUUUUAAAUAAUCUCGAUGAUGAUCCAUCAAGUAUGAAACGACAUUUAGUUCUAUUUUAUCGUGAAAUGAAGUGAAAUGCAUGUACGCCACCGUUCGUUGAGACUUACAUUGACUGAGCAUGUUUUGUGUAUACGUCUAUCGUAAUAGGUUGUUUUACCCGUCAGAGAAAAUGGUUUUAGUAGAUGUCAUAAGGAGAUUAGCUGUGUAAAUUACGUAAUAGGAAUACUGUAUCAUAAUUUUAAAUAGAAUUGUUACACGGGACAUGUUUUCUCUAAGAAGAGAAAAGAAUAGUUUGAAAUAUCGAAGUUGCGCAGUAUUACAAACUAAUAAAAAGUUUACGAGAA